AAAUAAUAUUCUUCGACGUCGUUGUUGCUUUAAGACCUAUAUAUAGUAUGUAAGACUAUGGUCCAAAAUCUUUCUGCAGAUCUUAGCAAGCAAUAUAUAUGUUAUAAAACACUUUUUUAAUGUUUUGGAAGAUGAUAGAAUAAAAAAGCGAAUGAAAGAACAUCGCACGAUUGCGAUAUGUUGUCCAAGUGUGAUAUGUUGAGCAGUUGGGAGAGUAACGAAUUCGUGAGUGACAACCGAAAGCUUCGCACGAUUAUACGUGAGUUGCGCUGGUUGCGCGUACGGUAGGCGAGAAGUCAAACAAGAAAAGAGCAAAAACGGGGUGGGAGAGAGCAUUCGUUCAAGAUGUGUUUGUGGGUGCGUUAAUCUCUAUCUCUUCCUCUCAAUCCUCUCUCGAGCGUACUUUCGGUGCGGUCAUGAGUCAGAAAAGCCAUGGUUGUCGCGGUCGCGGGCGUUUCAUUUCGUAAUUAAAUUUGUUGUCCCAAACGUGUGUCCCGGGGUCCCCACUAUCCUUAAAGCGUGCACCCCUCCUUCGUCAUCGCGAUCGCGCGCGCGUUCGGAAGUCGUCUCGUUAGCUGUUGCUUAGGCAGCUCAAAAGGGAGAGAGAGAGAGAAUGCGAGAAGAGCUAUGCGAUCUAUAAUACGAAACUUUCGUGUCACUAUUGUGUACACGGGAUUGUUGAGCGGUGACAGCAGCUAUUCGAAAAUGGCACUGUGUUUCGUCGAUUCGACGAUUCACGAAACUACUCUUCACGGUUCCUCGUGAACAUUUUGCUAAUUUCAUCACAUUUUUUACCUUAUUUUCUUUUUUUCGUUUGCUUUCCUCCCUCCCUAACCCAGCCCUCUCUGUACCCACCAUUUAUUUUUAUUUGCAUAGCAAAAAAAUCUCUUGAAAUCGCAGUUUUGCCCACCAAGUGCGAGAAAACACGAGACUUGUUUCCUUUUUUCCCUCUCUCUUCCCUCCGCAGUCAUUCGCGUUUACCUCGAGGAUUUUUUUGAAGUCUUUCUGUGAUAAAGUAAAAAUCCUAAAAUGGAUCCAGUGAGAAAUCGGCCUAGCAGACCUCGUCUUAGGUCCCAUGGUAAUUCAGCCAGAGUUUUGGUCUUUGAUCAAGUAGAAAAUGACGAGAGUCCUGGCAACGCGGAGCUCGAGUCUUCCGCUCGCCAAGUCCAGCCUCCUAAGCCUAUUAGCAAAGAAGCUCCUGUUCGUCCAGUUGGUGGCGAACUUUCAAAUUUGGUGCGCAUGAGAAAUUCAGCAAUUGGAAAAUCUGCACCUUCUUUAUCGGUUCACAUGCGUGAAUUCAACAUUCCUCGUCGCGCGGCAAAAGCGGCUCAUCGCAAAUCAUUCAUAGCAACGACAUCACCGACAUUGCCUCGUUGUCACUCGCCUCUGUCAGCAUUCGUUCCGAUCGUAGGCAGUCCCCUAGAGAGUCCUAGGAUGUCAUCCAGUCCGCAUUUUGCUUUUGCUCCAAUUAAAAGAAUCGGUGCCGGUGCUUCUGGUACGGCCGAUGGGCGACGAUGGUCCGUAGCCAGUUUGCCUUCCAGUGGAUAUGGAACGACACCAGGCUCAAGCAACGUUUCGUCACAAUGUUCGAGUCAAGAACGUCUUCAUCAAUUGCCGAAUAUACCGACGAAGGACGAGCUGAGAAUGUUGUCCUGUCAUUUCUCAAAACCGGGAACACCGUGCUCAUCGCAUCCAGGCUUUCCGGGAUCCAGUAUAUCGAGUAUUCCCGGCAGUAUACCGUUCAGUCUCGAGGAAGAGGACCGAAGGUCACCGCUGCACCGUCCAAGAUCUCGGAGCUUAAGCAGUCCGAGUCGAUCUCCGGUUUUGGACAAUGAGAUACAAAUGAUGAAUACCCUCUACAAGGAACGUUUCCCCAAGGCAACUCAACAGAUGGAAGAACGACUGACAAAUUUUAUAAACGAAAACAAAGAGAUUGACGAGUACGAAGUUGUUUCCCACAUGGCUCAAGAUUCUUUGCCCAUUAUACGCUUCGUUCAUCAUCAAAUAAUCGAAAUGGCCCGGGACUGUUUACAAAAGUCACAAGAGAAACUAAUAACGUCCAGAUACUUUUACGAAAUGAGUGAAAAUCUCGAACAUCUUUUGGUCGAGACGAAGGAUAAAUCGUUGGAAGCAGCGACACGACUGACCGGUUUAAUAAAAAAGCUUUUAUUAAUAAUCUCGCGACCAGCUCGGCUCUUGGAGUGCCUCGAAUUCGAUCCGGAAGAAUUUUAUCACUUGCUCGAACAGGCCGAGGGUCAAGCUAAAAUAAAUAUUGGUAUUAAAGCGGAUAUACCACAGUAUAUAAUCAACAAACUCUCUUUGAAUAGAGAUCCGAUAUCGGAACUACAAGACGAUAUCAAUAAACUGGAGGACUCGGCGAGUUCGAACUGCAGCAACGCGGAAUUGGUCUCAUCGAGUCCGAACAAGGAAGACGAUGCAAAGUCUCAACGGGUACCGUGCGAAAGUGAUUACGAGGUGCUAAAACUCAUAAGCAACGGUGCUUACGGAGCGGUUUAUCUGGUUAAAGAGAAAACUACGAGGCAUCGUUUCGCCAUGAAAAAAAUAAACAAAAAUAAUUUAAUGCUACGAAACCAAGUCGAACAAGUGUUUGCUGAGCGGGACAUAAUGAGCUUUACCGACAAUCCUUUUGUCGUAUCCAUGUAUUGUAGUUUCGAAACUAAAAAACAUUUGUGCUUGGUUAUGGAAUACGUUGAGGGGGGAGAUUGUGCAAAUCUUUUGAAAAAUAUUGGACCUUUGCCACCGGACAUGGCAAGAUUUUAUUUCGCUGAGACUGUUCUUGCGGUCGAGUACCUUCAUAGCUACGGAAUCGUCCACCGUGAUCUCAAACCCGAUAAUCUUCUGAUAACGGCCUUGGGGCAUAUAAAACUGACAGAUUUUGGUCUUAGUAAAAUGGGACUGAUGUCGCUUGCCACGAAUCUCUACGAGGGUUAUAUCGACCGGGAUACACGUCAAUUUUCGGACAAACAGGUUUUCGGCACACCCGAGUACAUUGCACCCGAAGUAAUACUCCGUCAGGGUUAUGGAAAACCCGUGGAUUGGUGGUCCAUGGGAAUAAUAUUGUACGAAUUUUUAAUCGGUUGCGUGCCAUUCUUUGGUGAAACACCGGAGGAGUUAUUCGCUCAUACCGUCAAUGACGAUAUCGAGUGGCCGGACGAGGAAGAUUGGCCCGUACAACCAGAAGCCAAGGAUAUUAUAACGUCGUUACUCGAUCAGAGUCCUCGAGAACGUUUGGGCACUGGUGGCGCUCACGAGGUCAAAGAUCAUCCUUAUUUCUUUGGCGUCAAUUGGAACACGCUUUUACGACAAAAAGCGGAAUUUGUACCUCAGUUGACAAACGAGGAGGAUACGAGCUAUUUUGACACUCGGAUGGAUCGUUACAAUCACGAUCUUGGCGAGGAUACCGACGACACGGACGAUUCCCCGCUUUUCGGCUCGUUCUCGUCGUACUCACCGCAGUCGCGUAAAAUUUCACAGACUCGUCCACCACAAAUCGGUGACGGAGAUAUCGAUUGCUUUACGAAGAAGCAAUUGUUCCGCAACGAAUUUGAACGUCCGUUGUCGCAAAUAUCGCCAAGUUCCUCAAUAACAUUUUCACCACUGUUGCGAGCGUUGGAGAAACCUGCUGAAAAAAACCGUACAAUUAGCACUGCCAAGGGUAUCAUACCGACGGAAAAUCUUAACAGAUCGGACAAGGGUUCGGAUACCUCGGCAACGAGCUUAAUGUCUGUAAGCAGUAGCAGCGGUGAAUCAAGAUCAACAAUCGUUAAAAGCAACCUUUCGAUCGAGAGUAACACUGUGAAUCUUACGAGCACGCCGGAUUCGUCACAGACCGAAUCGGACGACAUCAGUCCGCAGAUACAGAGAAAACGACAUACCCAUUCCUCUAGGGACAAGCUUCCCAGGUUCAGUAUUUCCAUUGACGGUGAUCACACACUGGACCUGGUGGCUGCAAGGAGAGAUGCCGCUGAGGACAAACAUAAUUCAAGCACUGAUUCUUUUGAAUCGUUCAACGCUAUACCUCUGCCACCUUCGGCUAAACAGAAAUCACGAUCUGUUAUAAAAUCCGCGUCUACGAGCGGUCUUUCUUUGGUCAUACCGACCACUGACUUUUCCUACGAUCCACCGGUAUGUGGCCAAUCCAUAGAAUCUCCGGGGGGUUCUUCCACAGCAUCCUCCCGGGACACAUCUCCGUGUCGGGAGCUCAGUCCUCUCGUAACGAGUCUGAAGCCUCCAAUAAUUAUUCGUCGGGGUCCUUGCGGUUUCGGAUUCACCGUACACACUAUAAGAGUUUAUUAUGGCGACAGUGACUUUUAUACGAUGCAUCAUUUGGUCAUGGCCGUCGACCAAUCUAGUCCCGCUUUCGAGGCAGGCUUGAGGCCGGGUGAUUUAAUAACUCACAUAAACGGCGAAACGGUGCAGGGACUCUUCCACACGCAAGUAUUGCGUUUGAUGUUGAGCGGCGGUGAUCACGUCACACUGAGAAGUACACCGCUCGAAAAUACGAGCAUAAAAACGGGUGGUAGAAAGCGUGAGUUGGCGCAGAGUAGAAUGGCGCGACGUACGCUUCACAGGCAGCGAAAACAGAAGCGCGAUCAGUCGGAAAAGAAGAGAAAAGCUUCGCUGUUCAGACGAAUAAGUUCGAAACGCGCGAGCGUUGAGAUGCAGCAGCCGUUAAGUAUCAGUUGCCCCUUGUCGGCACCCAUUCUACCCAGCGACAGCAAACCUCCACUUAUGAUGGCAGCUGGAAUUUGUUCUCCGUCCAUGGUAACACCGAGUCGAUCGUUUCAAUCAUUUUCUCGGUCACUGCCACCGCAACAGGAAUCAUCGCCUUAUUUCAGUGGUGUUGGGAAAUCCGUUGGUAGUCCAUCACCCCCGACCAACCGUCCCAGCUCGGAAUCUUAUCACUCGACCAGUACAUCGAGUCCUUGCUCUAGCCCAAACUCAUCAUCGCCAGGCUCGAGCACGUCGACUGGAAGUAUCGCCAACAUUCCGAAUCAAUCGCAUUAUCAGCGGCCGAGCACGUUGCACGGCUUAAAACACAAAUUACACACUGCGGCGAAAAAUAUACACUCGCCGAACCGGCGAAAAUCCGUUGGCCAUAUACCUUUGUCGCCGCUCGCAAGGACUCCAAGUCCUUCGCCGAUUCCUGCUAGUCCCACCAGGAGCCCGAGCCCUCUGGCUUUUCCUACGGGACAUCAGCCUGGAAGUUCCAAUACGACACAGUCCUACAGUCCAGGAGCAUCUCUAUCGACACCGAGUAAUCAGAAAAAAAGUUACGGUCGUCCGAAAUCGGCAGAGCCAGGAUCACCUCUUUUGCGUCGUGCACUGAGUCCUGACAGGUUGCAUCCACGAUCAGCGGAGAACAAGACAUCGAUAUCGCCUCUUGCGAAUACGGUAGUUCGAGUAACACCCCGGGUUACGAAAGCCCAAAAUUCAUUGAGCGAGAGCCUGGAUGAAGUUGCAGAGACGCAAUCGAGAGAACCGAGUGACAUUGGUGCUAAGUGUAACGAGAAAAAAUCGUGUAUGGAUACGAAACAAGUUAGCGAGUAUACGAAAUUAACGCAUGGUAUAUCGAUAAACAUAGCCUCGGUCGGUCUUUCGAAUUCGUGCAGUGGGACACAAUUGCCUCGUAUUGCUGAGGAAAAAGAUUCGCCGACGGGAACGAAGAGCGAGGAGAAGGAAAUUCUCGAGAAAAAUAGCAAUAGUUUUUUAAAUAAUCCACUGCCGUGCUCGAGUCAACUGAACCAAUUUAGUGAGCGUCAAACGUCUCUAGAUUCUGCCUCCAAAACGAACGAUCCACGUUCCUCAAACUCGAGAACAGCAGCAAUUACGACAACAACAAUAACGACGACUGCAUCUUCGAGUAUAACUCAAACGACUACGUCCUUCGAUAGCAAUAUCCAAAAUUCGUUGAAACCAAGUAUCGUAGAAACACGUUUCAAGACAUCUGUCCCCUCGUCUUCAUCGCAUUUCGGUAACGUGCCUUGGCGUCGAAACAACGAAGUCGAGACUACCACGACGACUCAACAAUUGUCCAAAUUAACUGUUCACGAUGCUAAGUCCUCGACGAAAAGCAAAACCGAGACCGAUACGAAAAAAGUACUGAAACGAUAUAAAUCCGACAGCGCUGAUGUUUCGAGUCAAUCAACGACGAAUGUUGUCGAAAAAACAUCAACAUCUCUGGAUGAUAAGUGCAACAAGUGAUUACGAUGUUAAUUAUCAUUUUUCAGAGAUAUUAAAAAUGUUAUUUCGACCUCACGCCAAAAGACAAAAAUCUUUUAUUCAGGAUGCAUUGAAAAAGCAGUAUAAUCAUAAUCGUAUUUGCGCGAUUUACUUUAUACCCAAACAAUUCGUUAAAAUCGUUGAGUCGUAUUUAACGGAAAAACAUUAAAAGAGCAUAAGCUUCGGAUACCUGAGAAAAAGAUGGUAAAAACCUUCAAAGUCACGGUGUAUCGGCGUUUGUCAGAUUUUUCGCGAUACGCUUCAUUUUAUCUCUCCGAAUUUUUUCGUAUUGUUCCCCAACGGCGUGUAAAUAGUUUUUAAUAAGAACGCCCAGAGAGGGCUAGCGUGAAACCGUGAAGGUCUGUAAAUAGUGCGUGCUAUUUCUCUCCUUUCAACGGAUGGGCAUAAUCCUUUUACUAUCAUUUUUUGUCGUCGGUGUGUAUAUGUUUAUAUAAAUACGUGGAAUGAAAGCAGUGUAUGAUUGAUGCAUCGUUCUGUCGUUUUCUUUUCUCCGCUGUGCAGUAUUCGUUCGAUCUCAAUGAUUUUGCAAAAUGGGCAAAAUUUAACCACAAUCGUUUAAGGAAUGAUAACAGGGUCGGAAGAAAAACAAAUUAUCGCUACUGUCGAAUCAAAACAAAAGAAAUCGGAUUAUUGUUCGUUCGACUGAUAUUCAUUGUUUUUUUUUUUUUCGUGAACUUACAAAAAUAUAUACAAACUUACGCAUCACGGAGAGAUCAGCAGAAUUCUCAAUGAAGAAAAGAGUUUCUCUUUUUAUUUGUAGUAUUAAUAUUUCGAUUAAUUUAUUUGAAUAACGUGGUUAGUCAAUAUAGACCAUAAGAAUCGAGUUAAUUUUUAGCUUUAUCGUGUAAGUCGACAACAAUAUCGCCAUUCUUUGAAAAAUGAACUCGAAGAAAUUAAGGAUUUAGAGCUCGAAUCACAAAAGCAGUAUCGCCGAUCGAUGUUUUAGCUGGAAAACUAGAAAUACAAAUGUAAUCUCGUCCGUAGAUCUCGGUUAGAAUUAUAGAGAAUGAAGGAAUUGUCGAGAAGAAAAAUCUCCUAGUGUAAGUUUAUUUCGUUUUGAGAUAUUGUAUGGAAUCAAUAAGUUUAACGCAGUUCUCGUGGAGAUAAUUUUUACGAAACUUGCAAUCAAUUGUUCUCCGUUGUUCUCGAUUUUCUAAAUCCUUGGAUGAACUCGGUAGGGGUUUUAACAUAGCACAAGAUAUUGCUUUCUGCCGAGGGGAAAAAAAGAAGAAACGUUUGAUCGAGAAUGAAUUACUUACGAGAACUACGUUGAAAUUGUGAAUGGCUCUAACUUGUAUAUCUUAAUCGUUAACGUUCAUUGUUUUUUCUUUGUAUACGUGCGCUUGUAUAAUCGGUGAUAAAUGGUUAAAUAAUUAACGUUGACGUUCGAUUUCCGAUCGAAGUAUUUACCUAGUUGUCGUAAUGUUAUCGAGCGAAAGAGCAAAGUAAAAUGAAUGAAAAGUAAAAUCUGGGAGUUCGAAUUUUGAUAAAUUGUUCUUUUCAAUGAUGACAUGAUUCGCAGAUGCGUUGUUUCAACGAGAAAACAUUUUAAUUGUGCGCGUUUUCAUCGUUGUUUUUCGAAUAAUCGAUUUUCUAAAAUUUCCAUCACAAUUUUUCACAUUCCUGUUUGUUGUUUUAAAAGCAAAAGAAUCAUUACUCUCGAAUGUUUUUACGUUAUGUGUGAAAUAUGAUUGGAGUAUAAGAAUAAAAAAGUUUUCGAUUUGAUCGAACUCCCGUACGGAAACGCUGGAUGUUUCCCAUAUUCGAAACUCACGAAAAUUAUUGCAAAAACGAUAAUAAGUAUCGCGAAUCCUGCAUAAAUUUUAUCGUCGUAAUAAUAUAAAAUCAUUAGGAUUUGUAAUUAUUAAAAAAUAGUUGGUAAAUCCAAUAUUCUUUUCUAAUUGUUUUUUUCAAAGACAGAUUUGUUUGCUCACAUUAUUGUCAUUGUUAAUUGUCGUUCGAGCGUGCGAGUUUUUACACUCGAAAAUUUAUAUAUUUUUGUCUCGAUAAUCGUCGUUCGAUCGCGGAUAAAAAAAAUGCAUGAGAAACUAUACCUCAAUACUCUGCCGAAUAGUUUACGAGGGAGAUAAUGAACGAGAAAUAAAAAAUGCACUAAGCGACAUAUCUCAAUUUGUAAAAUGGGUUGUGAUGUACAAACAAUUUCGUUCGUUUCGAAAGUACACGAGGAGAAACACAAAACCAGCAAAAGACUAGAUUUCGUCGACUUUUUGCUAUUAAGAUCGAUCAGGAUACAAUAAUUUUCUCGAUGUGUAUACAUUGUCACUCGUGUGUCUCGAAUAAGAGAUAUUUUUCUUUGUUCUUUUAAUGGAAAGAAAGAGAAGGAGAGAGUGAGUUUCGAAGAACGUGUUUAUUUCCUCUAAUUUUUCUUUCUCGACUCAAUGUGCUGAUGAAAAACGCCAAGUUGCGAUAAAACAAAUGCAUAAUUUAUUCUUAGAAAUAUCCUUGAUAUACAUAUUUAAUCAGCGAUGCGUCUCAAUGUUGUUACUGUACUACGCGAACUCUGAAAUGGAUGAAUCAAAAAAAAAAAAAAACAAAAAAAUAACAAUACAAAAAGUGGAUGAGAGAAAAGUACUAUUCCGAAUAAAGAAAUGCGAUGAAUGAAA
Molecule: messenger RNA, 8888 nt
Organism: Venturia canescens
Lineage: Eukaryota; Metazoa; Arthropoda; Insecta; Hymenoptera; Ichneumonidae
Gene: dop
Product: microtubule-associated serine/threonine (MAST) protein kinase dop
Exons: 22
Coding region: 1030-6225 (1731 amino acids)
Biological process (GO): intracellular signal transduction; peptidyl-serine phosphorylation
Molecular function (GO): protein binding; protein serine/threonine kinase activity; ATP binding
Source: RefSeq, a predicted model, not a curated record